Messenger RNA from Pipra filicauda (Wire-tailed manakin), 1367 nucleotides. RefSeq names its product C-type lectin domain family 2 member D-like. The coding region runs from base 282 to 968 and encodes 228 amino acids. NCBI's taxonomy places the organism in Eukaryota, Metazoa, Chordata, Aves, Passeriformes, Pipridae. The record is from RefSeq and is a predicted model, not a curated record. The transcript has 6 exons.
UUCUCGUCCACGGAGUCCUCGGAGUCGUGGCAGCACCGGGAGCGACGGCAGUGUCCGGACCCCGGUGAGGCGGCGGCGGAGCUCGGACGCGGCCCCGGCCCAGGUCACUGUGAACGGACAGGGCAGGACUUUGCUGGCAUCGCCUUCCUGAGCCCGAGUGUCCCACAGGGCCCAGCCGUGUCCUCUCAUCAUGGUCUCUCCACUCUGCCUCAACAGUGGUGGUAAAACCACCCCCUGGCCUGGGCUGAAAGAGGCUUUGCCAGCACCACUGAUGCCUCGAGAUGCAGCUUGUCACAAGGCAGAGAGAGGGCGAGUUCGGACGUGGAGGGUGGAUUCUGCUCCGGGGAUGGGAUUGUGGAGGAGCCCCUGGGUCCCCAGGAUUGAUCAGCAAACAAGAAAACGCCUUCUGGGUGAUUGCAGGGCCACCCCUGUGUCCUGUGGGGAGGGGACAGUGUCACCCCACGAGGACAGGGCUGGCAGGCACGAGGCUCCUGGGGCAUCUCGCCCUGGCAGUGGUUCUGCUCCUGCUCCUGGCUUUGGUGGUGGACGUGGCUGUGCUGGCAGUGAGAAGACUUGGAGAGAUUCCAGUCACGCCUGGGAUUCCAGAGUUUCUGGCCUGUCCCGAGGCCUGGGUCGGGUACAACAGGGUCUGUUACUACCUCUCGAGGGAUGAGGGGACCUGGGAGCAGGCUCAGAAUUGGUGCUCCGAGCUCGGGGCCUCCCUGGCUGUGCUCAGCGACAAUGAGAUGGGCUUCCUCUUCCGCCUCAAUGGCAACCUGGAUUACUGGCUCGGGCUGCGGAGACGGGGCGAGCGGCUGCAGUGGGUGGACGGCAGCAGCUACAACUCCUCGGUCCCCGUCCUGGGUGACUCCGAGUGUGUGUACCUGGGCCACCGGCGCUUCAGGAGCGGGCUCUGCUCGGCUCAGCGGCCUUACCUCUGCAACAGACCCCAGGAUCGCCUGGAAUAAACGGUGGGAAGGGGAUCUUUUCCUCCAUCCUGAAGACUCAACAGCUUUGCAUCUUCUCCCAGCACACCUCAGCUCUCCACCUGCCUUGCAGUUGUUUAUCUGCAUCACCUCAGAGCCUGGUGCCACGGAUACCUCAGUGCAACCCCUCAGGGUCACCUCAGUGCCUGGUGUGAAGGAGAUGAGCCUGCAGGGAGGGGAGAUGAUGUGGAAGCCCAUGUGUGGCUGCCUGAACUGGGGACUCUGGGUUUCUUUGUCCUUCUAGAACCGUCCCAGAACUCAUCCUGCUUCUCUAACAGUCCACAGUUGUACCCUAACCCUGUAUACAUGUAUGAUGCUGCCUAUCCGGAGUGAAGCAGGAGAUCCCACGUUCACUUUUGCAAUAAAACCUUGGGAAAUCCC